Molecule: messenger RNA, 650 nt
Organism: Parathielavia appendiculata
Lineage: Eukaryota; Fungi; Ascomycota; Sordariomycetes; Sordariales; Chaetomiaceae
Exons: 1
Coding region: 155-595 (146 amino acids)
Source: RefSeq, a predicted model, not a curated record
GCUGGCUAACGAAGUUUCUCUCAGAUAUUCGAGGCAGGUGUAUGGUGCCGACGGCUGGGCGCUGGCUGACAAGAUCUGGCAGGAGACCAUGGCCGAGUUGUCAUUCGCAAGCAUUGAGGAGCUACUCGACUCGAUGAACUAGACAGAUCAAGAGAUGCGGCUUCUAUGUCUGACGAUAGCUUCAUUCUCAUUUCCCGUAACGAUGCAUGAUUCAGACCGGUGUGUUGGGUUGCUUGGGUUUGAGGAGAUGCUUCAAGGACCUCCUGGAUCCACCACACGCUGGACCGGUCCAACAGUCGACAUGUCCCGACUCCCUGAAACACCGAAAUCGAUUCUCCACCACCGUUCAAAUUUUCACCCUCAGCGCGGUAGCCAGCAACUCAGUUGGAUUAGCCUCGCCCGGCUAGCUCAAUCGGUAGAGCGUGAGACUCUUAUGCAAGAGACAAUGUCAUGCAGAGGGUUCAUCUCAAGGUUGUGGGUUCGACCCCCACGUCGGGCUCAAUUCCCGUCGACCAUUGAAUUGUAUCUUUUUCCUUCCUCUUCAAUCUUUUGCAUUUCAUGCAGGAGGCUGUCUGGCCUCGCGGAGUUGGGCUGACCAUGUUUGUGCUGAGACAAGCACCCUUUUUUUUCUUACUUUUUUUUUUUUGGUU